Arachis duranensis is the source of this 3646-nucleotide messenger RNA. RefSeq names its product probable E3 ubiquitin ligase SUD1. Gene Ontology annotation, molecular function: zinc ion binding. Lineage: Eukaryota; Viridiplantae; Streptophyta; Magnoliopsida; Fabales; Fabaceae. The record is from RefSeq and is a predicted model, not a curated record. Gene Ontology annotation, cellular component: endoplasmic reticulum membrane.
CCGGAAUAACUCAUUUUCAACACACCGCCAUCUCCGAUCGUCGCCGCUCUUUCUUUUCUUUCUCUUUUCUCUCUUUCCAUCUUUUAUUCGCUUUCUUUCUCUUCAGCGCCUCCACCGACUCGGUUUCUGACUUGCCCUAAGUCAUCGCCGGUCCAGGCCGGUUCGGUUCGAAUCCGCCAUGGAGAUCGCGCACGAGCCACCGCCUUCUCUCGACGGCAGCCCUAUCGCCGCCGAAACUGUUGCAAACUCUCCGCCGUCGUCGUCUUCCUCUUCCUCCCCUUCGUCUUCUGCCUCCUCUCUGGCUUCGUCACCUCGCGCUGCAAAAGGAAAGGAGAUCGAAUCAACCGCAUCGUCGGCAGCGCCGGCGCCGGCGGCUUCGCCUACUGCUAGGUACGAAGAUGAUGACGAGGAGGAAGAGGACGUGUGCCGGAUAUGCAGGAACCCUGGCGAUGCCGAGAACCCUCUCCGGUAUCCUUGUGCGUGCAGCGGGAGUAUCAAGUUUGUGCAUCAGGAUUGUCUCCUUCAGUGGUUGAAUCACAGCAACGCUCGCCAAUGCGAGGUCUGCAAGCAUGCAUUCUCGUUUUCUCCUGUUUACGCUGAGAAUGCCCCAGCUAGGUUACCGUUUCAAGAAUUUGUGGUUGGAAUGGCAAUGAAAGCUUGCCACGUUCUGCAAUUCUUCUUGCGCCUGAGCUUUGUGCUAUCCGUGUGGCUCCUAAUUAUACCUUUCAUAACAUUCUGGAUAUGGCGAUUGGCUUUUGUAAGAAGUUUCAGUGAAGCCCAGAGGCUAUUCCUAAGUCAUUUAUCAACAGCAGUUAUUCUGACUGAUUGCCUCCAUGGUUUCCUGCUUUCUGCAAGCAUUGUCUUCAUAUUUCUUGGGGCCACUUCUCUGAGAGAUUACUUUAGGCAUUUGCGAGAAAUUGGGGGACAGGAUGCUGAUAGGGAAGAUGAAGUGGACAGAAAUGGAGCGCGAAUUGCUAGAAGAGCUCCUGGACAAGCUAAUCGUAAUAUUAAUGGUGAUGGGAAUGGUGAAGAUGCUGGUGGAGCACAAGGAAUUGCAGGAGCUGGACAAGUGAUUAGAAGAAAUGCUGAAAAUGUUGCUGCACGGUGGGAGAUGCAAGCAGCACGUCUUGAGGCCCAUGUUGAGCAGAUGUUUGAUGGUCUGGAUGAUGCUGAUGGAGCAGAGGAUGUGCCCUUUGAUGAACUUGUCGGCAUGCAGGGUCCAGUUUUUCAUUUGGUUGAGAACGCAUUUACUGUGCUUGCAAGCAAUAUGAUUUUCCUUGGUGUUGUAAUCUUUGUGCCCUUCUCAUUGGGUCGCAUCAUACUCCAUUACUUAACAGCUGUUAAGAAUUUGUCAUCUGAGACUCAAGAAAGUGGAUCAAUUGGUCAGGUUGCAGACAUGCUGAAAGCGAAUGCUAGUGGAUUGAGUGAAAUGGCAAACAACAUAAGUGAAUCUGCCUCGUCUGAUCUCUUGAAAGGAGUGUCAAUUGGAACUUCAAGGCUUUCAGAUGUUACUACUUUAGCAAUAGGAUAUAUUUUCAUAUUGAGUCUAAUUUUCUGCUACUUUGGUAUUGUUGCUUUGAUUCGUUACACGAAGGGUGAGCCUUUGAUGAUGGGAAGAUUCUAUGGUAUUGCUUCUAUAGCAGAAACAAUUCCAUCUCUCUUCAGGCAGUUUUUGGCAGCAAUGAAGCACUUGAUGACUAUGGUUAAGGUUGCUUUCCUUUUGGUUAUUGAACUUGGGGUAUUCCCCUUGAUGUGUGGAUGGUGGCUUGAUGUUUGCACCAUACAGAUGUUUGGGAAGACAAUGGUUCACAGAGUUCAGUUCUUCUCUGCAUCACCUUUAGCAAGUUCCCUAGUCCACUGGGUUGUGGGGAUUGUGUAUAUGCUACAAAUUAGCAUAUUUGUCAGCCUUCUUAGAGGGGUUUUGCGCAAUGGGGUUCUGUACUUCCUUCGGGAUCCAGCUGAUCCAAACUACAAUCCGUUCCGUGAUCUGAUUGAUGAUCCUGUCCACAAGCAUGCUCGCAGGGUUCUGUUAUCUGUUGCAGUUUAUGGCAGUUUGAUUGUGAUGCUAGUAUUUUUGCCUGUUAAACUUGCCAUGCGGAUGGCUCCUUCUAUUUUCCCACUUGACAUAUCGGUUUCUGAUCCAUUCACUGAAAUCCCAGCGGACAUGCUUCUCUUUCAGAUUUGUAUCCCAUUUGCUAUUGAGCAUUUUAAAUUGCGGACAACUAUUAAAUCCCUGCUUCGAUACUGGUUCACAGCAGUUGGUUGGGCACUUGGUUUAACUGAUUUCUUACUGCCUAGACCUGAUGACAAUGGUGGUCAAGAAAAUGGAAAUGGGGAACCAGGCAGGCAGGACAGGCUACAGGUUGUACAAGCAGGAGUGCACGAUCAGGGUAUGGUGGCCUUUGCAGGGGAUGAUUUGAAUAGGGUUAUUAAUGCAGCAGGUGAUCCAAAUGCGGCAGAGGAUUAUGAUAAUGAUGAACAAUCUGAUUCUGACAGUUAUGCUUUUGCACUUCGCAUUGUUCUACUACUGGUGAUAGCUUGGAUGACCCUGCUUGUCUUCAACUCUGCCCUGAUAGUUGUACCAAUUUCACUUGGACGGGCACUUUUCAAUUCUAUUCCACGUCUGCCCAUAACGCAUGGCAUUAAGUGCAACGAUCUGUAUGCAUUCGUAAUUGGAAGCUACGUGAUCUGGACUGCUGUUGCUGGAGUUAGAUACUCGAUUGAGCAAUUAAAAAAAAGGAGGGCCUCAGUCUUGUUUGGCCAAAUAUGGAAGUGGUGUGCCAUUGUUAUGAAGAGUUCUGCACUUUUGUCUAUAUGGAUAUUUGUCAUCCCGGUGCUAAUUGGGCUUCUCUUUGAGCUUUUGGUCAUCGUGCCAAUGAGAGUUCCAGUGGACGAAAGUCCUGUGUUCCUCCUCUAUCAAGACUGGGCUUUAGGCCUUAUAUUCCUAAAGAUAUGGACAAGAUUGGUUAUGUUAGACCACAUGAUGCCUCUUGUGGAUGACAGCUGGCGAGUAAAGUUUGAGAGAGUGAGAGAAGAUGGUUUCUCCAGGCUACAAGGCCUUUGGGUCCUUCGGGAAAUUGUACUUCCAAUCAUAAUGAAACUAUUGACAGCAUUGUGUGUACCUUAUGUUCUUGCCAGAGGUGUGUUUCCGGUACUUGGGUAUCCAUUGGUGGUCAAUUCUGCUGUAUAUCGGUUUGCAUGGUUGGGAUGCCUCUGUUUCAGUUUCUUGUGCUUUUGUGCCAAGAGAUUUCAUGUUUGGUUUACGAAUCUUCAUAAUUCAAUACGCGAUGACCGGUAUCUCAUUGGCCGGCGGUUGCACAACUUUGGAGAACAUGUCGAGAAGGCAAAUGAAGCGGGAGCUUCUACAGGUGUGCCGGAUACAAUUUUAUCUGACCACGAAGUAGAUGUUGGACUUAGGCUGAGGCGCAUAAAUCAACAGGCAGGCUGAGAUGUAUUUCAGGUAUGAGAACUUGUUAAACCUCAUGCCUGUUGGUUCUGCUCAUGAAUCGGUAAUGUAUAAUUAUGCACCUUCUUUGGAUAGUUAUUACAACAUCUGUCACAACACCUGUACUUCAGUCGAGAAAAAACAGUAUGUUUUGCACAAUAAUUUAGCUAAUGGUAGGAAAAUAAAGGUAGAAAUUAUUUA